UGAGGGUGUCAGGAGGGUGGAAAAGCAGCUCCCAUGAUUUGGGUCGGUUCAGGUUUAAGCUUCAUCUGCUGUUUCUUCAUCUUUCGGAGAGGGCAGCGAUGCCGAAGACCGGAUUGGGCUGCGAGCCGGUGGUGGGCUCGCUGACGGCGUCGAGGAAGAGGGAGUAUAAGGUCAGCAAUCGCGUCCACGAGGGGAAGCGCCCCCUCUACGCCAUCGCCUUCAACUUCAUCGACGCCCGCUACUACGACGUUUUCGCCACUGUCGGCGGCAAUCGGGUAACUGUGUAUCGUUGUCUUGAAGGAGGUAUCGUUGCCAUAUUGCAGGCGUAUGUUGAUGAAGAUAAGGAUGAGUCAUUCUAUACGUUGAGUUGGGCAUGUGACACCGAUGGCACCCCAUUUUUGGUAGCUGGUGGAAGCAACGGAAUCAUCCGUGUCAUCAAUUCUGGCACCGAGAAGAUACACAAGAGUUUUGUUGGUCAUGGAGACUCUAUUAAUGAAAUAAGGACCCAAGCAUUGAGACCUUCUCUAGUGGUGUCUGCAAGCAAGGAUGAGUCAGUCCGGUUAUGGAAUUUACAUACAGGAAUUUGUAUACUGAUAUUUGCUGGAGCCGGUGGUCACAGAAAUGAAGUGUUGAGUGUUGACUUCCAUCCCUCUGACAUAUACCGAAUAGCUAGUUGUGGUAUGGAUAAUACUGUCAAGAUCUGGUCAAUGAAAGAGUUCUGGACAUAUGUUGAGAAAUCAUUCACUUGGACAGACUUACCAUCAAAAUUUCCAACCAAAUAUGUGCAAUUUCCGGUGUUUAUUGCCUCAGUUCACUCCAACUAUGUGGACUGCACUAGGUGGCUUGGUGAUUUUGUCCUAUCAAAGAGUGUUGACAAUGAAAUUGUUCUGUGGGAGCCAAAAACCAAGGAACAAAGUCCUGGAGAGGGUGCUGUUGACAUUCUUCAGAAAUAUCCAGUUCCUGAAUGUGAUAUCUGGUUUAUCAAGUUUUCGUGUGAUUUUCACUAUAAUGCUGCUGCAAUUGGGAACAGGGAAGGAAAAAUUUUUGUUUGGGAGCUUCAGUCAAGCCCACCUGUCCUAAUUUCAAGGUUAUCUCACGCACAAUGCAAGUCUCCAAUAAGGCAGACAGCAAUGUCAUUUGAUGGAAGCACUAUACUUAGCUGUUGCGAGGAUGGUUCCAUAUGGCGUUGGGAUAUGGUGUCAUGAAGAUGACGUUUUGCUUGAUCUUUUAGCAUGGCCUCGGAUCACAGGGCUUCUCUCCAUGGUCCAUUAUCUACUUCGCAUGUAUCAAAGAGGACCUAGUUCUAUAGUUUCUAGGGUAAAUGUAUCAUCGCUGGAAGCCAUGUCUUCUUGCGCCUAAUUUUCGGUCUGUCUUGUUGACAUUGUUGCGUGUUAUUUUAAUUUAAAUGCACAUUAUAAAUUCUAUUUGAUUUUUUUCCAUGAUGUUAAACGGGGUUGUCUUAUGCAAGAAAAGUGUGUUUGCCAACGCAUUUUUCACAUUUUA
Molecule: messenger RNA, 1503 nt
Organism: Zingiber officinale
Lineage: Eukaryota; Viridiplantae; Streptophyta; Magnoliopsida; Zingiberales; Zingiberaceae
Product: polycomb group protein FIE1-like
Exons: 14
Coding region: 99-1205 (368 amino acids)
Biological process (GO): negative regulation of transcription by RNA polymerase II
Cellular component (GO): ESC/E(Z) complex
Molecular function (GO): protein binding; nucleosome binding
Source: RefSeq, a predicted model, not a curated record